UUGUAGAGGUGAAUUUGUCGUCUCUUUUUGAUAAAGUUCUUCUUGACUGUGUAUGCCGGCUCUCUUUACCCAGGGAGCGAUCAAAAAAAAGUCGCUUGCAUGCAGUGCUAUCGCAUUUUACAUAUACUAGGACAACAUUACUCCAAUCGGACGAAGACCGGCUGCGAGCGAUACUCUCGAGUGCCACUGUACACGCACGAUGUACUUCGCCACUAUUGCCUCUGCUGGCAACAUAUUUCAGCAGUUUAUAUGGGGAUGAGGUUUUCCGUGCACUCUGUCGGCCGCCGCCACAAAUUUAUGCCGCUGGAUCCAUUAAGGUGCCCAAAAUCAGCUGAAUGUAUUCGUGGUCUGCCUGUGAGAGGGCGUCCUGCCAUUAGCAGUCAAUCACGUCCAAAAAUGAGUAAUGGUCUGCCUGUCAUAUCCGAGAUCGUGCCCUCUUUCUGCAAUGUAUUGGCCCGAGUACGGUGUGUGAUGUCCUGCUUUGUUACUUCCCUUUCACUCUGCCUUUGGACCGGCCUGAUGAACAUUACAUUGCACAGAUACUAUCCAUAGAGUAUGGAGCUGUGGUGAUAGAACGUCUCGCUCAUCAGAUCACUCAAGUUUCCACUCACGAGCGCAUGAAAAUGGUCAGAAAAGAUCGGAAAAUGCAGGCGGUACUCGAUAAACGCAACAU
Messenger RNA from Suillus fuscotomentosus, 673 nucleotides. RefSeq lists its product as uncharacterized. Lineage: Eukaryota; Fungi; Basidiomycota; Agaricomycetes; Boletales; Suillaceae. The transcript has 2 exons. Bases 100 to 552 code for a protein of 150 amino acids. The record is from RefSeq and is a predicted model, not a curated record.